AGCUGCCUGGACGUCCCGCCCAGCCUGAGUCGUCCUCCGCUGCUCCGCCGUGUCAGCCCAGGGCCUCCAGCGGGAUCUAGCCAGGAAGAUGACUGACGGAUUUUCGCUAUCAGAUGCCCUGUCAGGGUCCAACAACCCUAAUCCAAAUAUGCAACCUACUCCUUGGGGGAAUCAGCCUGGUGCCUUCUCAGGCUAUCCCGGAGCACCAGGCGCAUAUCCUGGAGCACCAGGCGCAUAUCCCGGUGCACCAGGCGCAUAUCCGGGAGCACCAGGCGCAUAUCCAGGAGGCCUGUCAGCACCUGGAACAUUCUUUGGAGGCCCACCAAUGCCUGGCACAUUUCCAAAUGCACCAGGAAUGGCUCCACCGGGGGCCUCAGGAAUGUAUCCUGCUCCUGGGCAGCCCCCAAGUGACAGAGGAGCACAGCCAACUCCACCACAAAGUGGACCUGGAGGCCUUUCUGCUCCAUUGAAAGUUCCUUUUGACUUAGCCCUUCAUUCAGGACUUGUGCCUCGCUUGUUAAUAACCAUAACUGGGACAGUGAAUCCAAGGCCAAACAGAUUUCAAGUAGAUCUGAAGAAAGGCGAUGACAUUGCUUUACACUUUAAUCCCCGCUUCAAUGAGGACAACAGGAAGGUGAUUGUAUGCAACACCAAGAUUCAGAAUGUCUGGGGGAAGGAAGACCGGACGGCACCCAGGUUUCCCUUUGAGGCUGGCAAGCCUUUCAAGAUCCAGAUUCUCUGUGAAGCAGAUCAUUUGAAGAUAGCUGUCAAUGAUGCUCAUCUUAUGCAGUACAAUCACCGUAUAAAAGAGCUGAAGCAGAUCACCAAGCUGUCUGUUACUGGUGACAUCACUCUUAUCAGUGUCACUCCUUUCAUGAUUUAAGCCAAGCCUUUGGCCCAUUGCAGACUAAUGCACAAUAUCCCUGAAAAAACUGGUUGCUUUUUUUCUAAAGGGAAAAAGAUAUUAGCUAGUCUUUAUUGGGCAGUGAUUAACAAAUAAAAUCCUUAAAGGCUAAA
Messenger RNA from Candoia aspera, 1017 nucleotides. It is a transcript of the gene LGALS3, whose product is annotated as galectin 3. Gene Ontology annotation, biological process: eosinophil chemotaxis; positive regulation of calcium ion import; positive chemotaxis. Lineage: Eukaryota; Metazoa; Chordata; Lepidosauria; Squamata; Candoiidae. The record is from RefSeq and is a predicted model, not a curated record. Gene Ontology annotation, molecular function: carbohydrate binding; laminin binding; IgE binding. The coding region runs from base 89 to 883 and encodes 264 amino acids. The transcript is spliced from 6 exons. Gene Ontology annotation, cellular component: cytoplasm; immunological synapse; nucleus.